AUGGAGGCGUCGGAGCUGGCGGCGGUGGUCGGCAUGGUGGCGGAGUGCCUGGACGCGGAGGACUACGACGAGCACGAGGGCAUCACGGAGGAGUCCGUCGCCGAGCUCAUGAGCUGGUUUGAGCUCGAGAUCAAGCUCGCCGCCGGGGCCAACGCUCUGCCGCUGCCGCCGCCGACAGUGAGCGAGAGAAAGGAGAGCUGUGGGCCAUCGCUGUCGGGGCCGGCGUCCACGGUGAUGGCGUCCGUGGACGGGCGUGCGGGUGCGCCGCCGGCGCCACCCCUGGCGGAGCCGUGGCCUUGGACGUGGCCAGUUCCCGAGCCAGUGGCGGGAGAGGAGGAGGAGGAUGUCGAUGAUGAAUGGGUUUCGCAGCUCCUGACGGAUGGGCCGCCAGUCGAGGGGCAGCACGGUGGCCAGUAG
This is a messenger RNA of Miscanthus lutarioriparius, 417 nucleotides long. Lineage: Eukaryota; Viridiplantae; Streptophyta; Magnoliopsida; Poales; Poaceae. The record is from the annotation of a GenBank genome assembly.